This is a messenger RNA of Calypte anna (Anna's hummingbird), 2651 nucleotides long. Its product is annotated as alpha-fetoprotein. The transcript is spliced from 16 exons. NCBI's taxonomy places the organism in Eukaryota, Metazoa, Chordata, Aves, Apodiformes, Trochilidae. The record is from RefSeq and is a predicted model, not a curated record. Gene Ontology annotation, cellular component: blood microparticle; cytoplasm. Gene Ontology annotation, biological process: transport. The coding region runs from base 200 to 2047 and encodes 615 amino acids.
GAGUUCAGAAGGAAAAGGAAUAAGCAGAGCUGUAGCUGAGACAGCACUUGUACUAAAGUAUUCUUUAACCACUUAAGUGUCACCUGAAGAGGGGAAAAAAAGAAUCUACAAGGAUUGGCAACAGGGUGGUCAUGUCUUCAUACUGAGCAAAUAAUGAAGAACCAAGCCCACCCCAGGCCCCUGCCAAUCACCUGACAGUAUGAACUGGAGAACAAGGAUUUAUGUUCUUUUCUUGGUGAGCCUCACUGUAGCCAAAGCCCUGCCCAGAAGUUCUCAGGACAUAGAGUUAAAACCCAGCAUUGUCCAACGUUUCUCCCAGCUGCAGGAGAAGAAUUUCAAAGCCAUUGCCAUGGUCAUGUUUGCUCAGUAUGUGCAAGGAGGCACGUUUGGCAAAACACUUCAAAUGGCUGAAGAUGUCACAGCCCUUGCCAAGAAGUGUGCUGCUGCCACCAGGGACAACCCAGACUGUCUGAAGCCUUUGAACAAGAUUUUCCUUGACACAAUAUGCCAGGAGGAAAAUCUUCCCAGGUUUGCUGAGUGCUGUGCUAAAAAGGAUCCUGAACGAAACGACUGCUUCCUCUCCCUUAAAAACUCAUCAGGAGGCUUCAUCUCACCUUUUGAAAGGCCAAAUGCUGAAGCUGCCUGCAGAAAUUAUUCACAGCACCAGCAUCCAUUGACAGGAUAUUUUAUCUAUGAGGUUUCCAGGAGACAUCCUUUCCUCUAUGCCCCAACAAUCCUUUCUGUUGCUCUUGGGUAUGAGGAGAUGAUGAAAAGCUGCUGUGGGAGUGCUGAAGGCCCCACUCACAACCUGGAGGAAUGCUUCCAGAGACAGGCACCAAAGGUGGUGAAGCCACUAAAAGAAGAUGGCCUGAGGCAGGAACACACAUGUGGGAUCUUGAAGAAGUUUGGAGAAAGGACCCUGAAGGCCCUGAAACUUGCUCAGAUAAGCCAAAAAUUCCCUAAAGCUGAUUUUGUCACUGUGAGCAAACUUGUGGUGGAUAUCUCUGACAUGCACAAGGUCUGCUGCCGUGGAGACAUGCUGGACUGCAUGCAUCAUAGGGAAGAGAUUCUACACUACGUCUGCACCAACCAAGACAUCCUUUCAAGUAAAAUUAAGAAGUGCUGUGAAAAGCCUCUGUUACAGAGAAGUGAAUGCAUAGUGAAUGCAGAAAAUGAUGACAAACCUGCAGGCUUGUCCCCCCACGUCAGGGAGUUUAUAAAGGACAAAGGAGUCUGUGAGCGUUUUGCCCAGGAAAAAGAUACACACUUAGCCAGGUUUCUGUACGAGUAUUCCAGGAGACACCCGGAGUUCUCUGCUCAGAUGCUGCUAAGGAUUGGGAAGGGCUAUGAGGAUCUGCUGAAGGAGUGCUGCAAGCCUGGGCUGCCAGGAGACUGCUGCAGCAGAGGGGAGGAAGAACUGAAGAAACACAUUUAUGAAACUGAGAGUGUCAUGAAGACAAGCUGUGACAUUUACAAGCAGAAAGGAGAUUACUAUUUCCAGAAUGAGCUUCUCGUGAGCUUCACCAAGAAGAUGCCUCAGCUGACAUCUGCAGAGCUGAUCAAAUUCACCAAGCAGAUGACUGCAGUUGGUUCCAAGUGCUGCCAGCUGAGCCAGGACAAGCUGCUGCCUUGUGCUGAGGAGAACCUGGAUCUUGUGCUUGGAGAAAUCUGCAGAAGACACCUGACUGAUCCUAUAAACCCAGGAGUUUGCCACUGCUGUAGCAGCUCCUAUGCUCUCAGGAGGCCCUGCAUGGGGAAACUUGAAAUCGAUGAGACCUAUGUGCCCCUGUCCUUGACUCCUGACCUCUUCACUUUCCAUGAAGACUUGUGUACAGCUGAAGAGGAGAAGUUACAGCACAAGAAGCAGGAAAUGCUGAUCACCCUCAUCAAGUACAAGCCCCAGCUCACCCAGGAGCAGCUGGGCUGGGUCACAGCUGCCUUCACUGCCAUGAGGGAGCAGUGCUGCAGGGAAGAAAACCACCAGGAGUGUUUUGCAACAGAGGGUCCAGAGCUUAUAAAAAGAAGUGAAAAAAUGUUGUCAGGAUAAAGAGCUGGCCUGGCACAUCAGAAGCUACUUGCUGAGCCACCCAAGCCCCACAGACCUUGCAGUGAGCACAUCUUGUCUAAAUGGUCAUGAAGUAUCAAGAGGAACAUGUGAUUUGUCACAGGACAAAACCAUUCCCUGGCUCCUUACUCACAAAUCUAACAAAGUCUUGAUAGUUCUCACCAGCUACAGCUCUGACACUCUGAGGGUGAAGGAGGUGCCUGGGGAGGAGCCAUCCAGCUCCUCAUCCUGCUGCUCACCCCCAGACCUCCCCUGGACAUUCAACCUCUGUGUCCUGUUCAGGGGGGGAAGAAGCCUGUAGGUAAAAUUCAGACCUGUCUCCUGUCCCUUUGACUCAAGAUGAUCAAGGAUGUGUAAACCUUAAAGCAACCAACACAAGGAACUUCCAACCAGUCCAGGGAGGGGGGUUGUGCAUCAACCACCCUGCACGGGUCAGCCCACAAGCACUGAGAGAAGGCACCAGGAGACUGUCAAGUCCACACUUCAGAGGGUUUGACACAAACAGCUUUUGGUUUUUUACAUUCUUUUUUACGUUAAAAGAAAUUAGAAGGUGUGUUAAAAAUCAUAUGUCAAAAACAGUAUGAAA